Penicillium coprophilum is the source of this 675-nucleotide messenger RNA. RefSeq lists its product as uncharacterized. The record is from RefSeq and is a predicted model, not a curated record. NCBI's taxonomy places the organism in Eukaryota, Fungi, Ascomycota, Eurotiomycetes, Eurotiales, Aspergillaceae. The transcript has a single exon. The coding region runs from base 1 to 675 and encodes 224 amino acids.
AUGUUGACCCUGUUGACGGAUGACGCGCACAACUAUCUACAUGCUGUAGCGCCAAACCCGAAGCCUUUUCUCUUAUCACUUACCAGCAUAUUUGCACUCUUGGCACCUCAGGCCCGCUUCGUUCUCCCAGGCUCCGUGGGUCAAGACCGGCCGCUUCCCAAUUUCAUUAGAUGCCUCGAGGGCGAUGGCCUGACUAUGGAGUCGUUCAUAGUCCUGCUGGGCCAGUUAUCAAGACGCUCUGCAGUCAAUGGUUGCCCAUCUGCGUUCAACAGUCUCAAAGGAUUUGAAGAAUAUUGGUGGGAUGUUCGGAGUAAAAGUUCAGCAGUGGGCCCUAUGGCGAUCAAAAUCAUACGGAGCUCAGGUGUUCUGGGCUCCAAAGAGGGGGACGUCAUUGACACGUUUUACUGUAAUCUCCUCGACAACCCAUGGAUCAAAGAGUUCUGUGAACGCUCGAGGAAGGCUAUGAAUACCUUGAGCGAUGUAUCACUUCCGCUGUUUAACAGAAUCUUCAUGUCCGACACUCAGUCACCGACAUAUCUCAAAGCCAUUCAUCUACGUUUGCAGUUCCUUCAGGUUUACGCUUUCGAAAACCCACCACAAUACUUCAGCGCGGAGACUUUAUCCUUGCAAACCCCCUAUUUCGUGAAUACUUGUCUCUUGCAAGGAUUGCAUUGA